AUGUCUAUCGGUGUGCCCAUUAAGGUUCUUCACGAAGCGGAAGGUCAUGUUGUAACUUGUGAAACAAACACCGGUGAAGUGUAUCGUGGCAAAUUAAUAGAAGCCGAAGAUAAUAUGAACUGCCAAAUGACCGGAGUUACUGUGACUUACCGCGACGGUCGUGUUGGUCAAAUGGAGAAUGUUUACAUCAGAGGUUCCAAGAUUCGUUUCCUAAUACUACCUGACAUGUUAAAGAAUGCUCCAAUGUUUAAACGACAAGGGAAUAAACCUACUGCUGGGCGCGGGAAGAGUGCUAUAUUACGAGCACAAGCGGCAGGCCGAGGUCGAGCAGGUGGUCGUGGAGGAGGGCAUCGUGGUGGCUGGCAAGGUGGCUCAGGGCCUUCAAGACGUUAG
Leptosia nina is the source of this 393-nucleotide messenger RNA. The record is from the annotation of a GenBank genome assembly. Lineage: Eukaryota; Metazoa; Arthropoda; Insecta; Lepidoptera; Pieridae.